CAGCUGAGAAGUAGGUAACAUCACACAUUGAUUUGGAGUGUCGGAAAGCCUUGCGUAUUUAGAAUUUGAUCAUUUCGUGAAUAUUUAUCGUGGCAAAGCGUAGUUACAGCGGACAAAUGUGUGAAAAUGUGUGCUGAGUGAGUGCAAAGAAUUGUGGUGCGUACGUUUUCAGUGUUAAUUGCCUAUUAGUAUGGUGAUAUAGAACAACGAAGCUGUUGGUUAUGCGGUGCUUCUGGACUCGAACAGCCCUUGUUCAACCCUCAUUUCACGACUUUCUCAAAGGAGGGAAGCCCUGUAUGUUUCUACUGUGGAAUUCCCUGCAUUGCGAUCGCUGGCGUAUAAGCCCGUUCAUCGCAGUGAAAACAAAAACAACGAAGAGGGUAUAACGAGACACCCAGAAGACUAAAAAUAAAAAAAAAAAACUCACGAUAAAAACUCAAAUUGUUGAAAAAGCCAAGUGAAUACAAAAUCUCUCAACUGUAGUCUUAUUGUGGUACAUUUUCUUCGUCCCUGUUUUUCGUUCUUUACGUUUACAAUCCCAACCAGUGAAUGUCUUUUCGUUUAAUUCUUUCGUCAAUUUCUUUUUACAAUUCCCCAUACAAAACAGUAUAUCUACAAUAUUUCUUCAAUUCUCCGUAUGACCGGUGAUUUUUGACACAACAGCGCAACUCUUGACGCGCACGUUUCAUGGCGCAAACACGAAUCUCUAGCAUGGCCUAAAACUUCACUUGUCAUCGUCUUGCGAUCGUCUUCAAUUCCCUUUUACGGUUUAUUCUCCGUUGCCAACUUGAGAUUUGUUUUUUUUUUAAUUAUACGGUGUGAAAGUGUAUCGUGUGAAACUUAGAGGAUUAAUUAGUGACAUAAAGUGCUUAUAAGUGACAAAUAAAAAAAAGUGCAAAAAUAUAACGACAAUCGUAUAGAGUGAAGGAGACAUGCACCCGCGCCGGACGGAUGUUGCUGCGAGCGACCUCUUGACCGUCGCGACGGCCACGCUCGUCGAGUGAAAGAACCGGAACCCACGCGCGUACCCAUUAUCAGAGGCACGCGUGAUUGUGCGUUGUGCUUGCACACGCGCAUUUGACCAUCUUUCCCCUUUCCCCCAUUACUUUAUCAUUUAUUUCCUUCCGCUUUUCUCUUUAUCCUUCCCUCUCUUGGACCCCUCUCCAAUCCAUUCCUUUUAGAGCACGCGAGUGCGUGCGACGCAUACUCAAACCUAACCUCUCGUAAUUCGCGUCCUACGGGCACGUGACUACUGGUCGCAAUGCGGCCGGCCGUCGUGCAACUUUUGCUCUCAUGGUGGGCUGUUGCCAUGCUUGGCUUUGCUAUUGCCGCGUGGCAGGAAAACAUCAGGCCGAAGAUGUAUGUGCAGCUUGGUGCUGAAGAUGUAUUUAGGUUUACUGGAAAUGAAACCCAUACAGAUUACUUCCGUUUGGUGCUGCGAGAUGGAAACUACCUCCUAGUUGGCGGACGAAACCUAGUGCACAAUUUAAGUCUAACUGAUCUCACCGAACAGCAGAGGCUGACGUGGUACUCCGUGGAGUCGGAUGUAAAAAUGUGUGUGAUGAAAGGAAAAGAUGAGGAAAAUUGUCAGAAUUAUAUAAGGAUACUAACCAAGACAGGUCCAUCAAAUCUGCUGGUGUGUGCAACAAAUGCAUUUAAACCAAUGUGCCGUGACUACAUUGUGCACAGUGGAAAUUAUACGAUAUCAAGUGAGAAGACGGGUCAAGCAUUAUGUCCGUAUGAUCCACAACAAAACAGUACAUUUGUGUAUGUUGAUGGCGAAUUAUAUACUGGCACAGUUGCUGAUUUUUCAGGAAUGGAUCCAAUUAUAUAUCGAGAACCACUUCAAACCGAACAGUAUGAUUCAAUGAGUUUAAAUGCUCCUAAUUUUGUAAGUUCGAUGACCCAUGGUGACUUUGUAUAUUUUUUUUUCCGAGAAACAGCAGUGGAAUAUAUUAAUUGUGGAAAGGCUGUUUAUUCACGAGUAGCAAGAGUUUGUAAAUAUGACCGAGGCGGUCCUCAUCGUUUUCGUAAUAGAUGGACCUCAUUUCUCAAGUCUCGCCUAAAUUGUUCCAUCACCGGAGAUUUUCCAUUUUACUUCAAUGAAAUACAAUCAACAACUGAUCUCAUUUCUGGCCAAUAUGGCAGUGUAUCAGCACAACUAAUAUAUGGAGCAUUUACAACGCCAGUGAAUAGUAUAAGUGGUUCUGCCGUUUGUGCAUUUUCAUUGCAAAAUAUUUCAGACACGUUUGAAGGAAACUUUAAAGAACAAAGUGCUAUUAAUUCUAACUGGUUGCCGGUUCAGAGUGCCAAAGUACCCGAUCCAAGACCUGGUCAGUGUGUUAAUGAUUCACGAACACUGCCGGAUCUGACGUUGAAUUUUAUUAAGACUCAUUCACUAAUGGACGAAUCAGUGCCAAGUUUCUUUGGCCAGCCUAUAGUCAUUCGUACUAGCUUCCAUUACAGAUUUACUCAAAUCGCAGUAGACCCACAAGUGAAGACGCCAGGAGGGAAAACUUAUGAUGUAUUAUUUAUUGGAACUGACAACGGAAAAGUGAUAAAAGCGAUCAAUGCUGACUCAGCAGACUCACAUGAACGUGUUAGCCCGGUGGUGAUUGAAGAGAUUCAAGCAUUUCCCACGUCAGUUCCUGUACGUGCAAUUAAAGUAAUACGCGCAUCUCAAGCAGGAGAUGGACUAGAAGACGGCCGUCUCGUAGUUGUCGCCGACAGCCAAGUCCAGGCGCUGAGAUUGCAUCGUUGUUAUAGUGACAGGAUAUUAUCUUGUGGGGAAUGUGUUGCUCUUCAAGACCCCUACUGUGCCUGGGAUAAAGAAGAAGGCAAAUGUCGAGCUCUAGUCGGGCCAGCUGCUACUGACGCCACGCGAUUUCUUCAAAGUGUUGCAACUGGCAAUCAUGCAUCUUGCCCGCCAAGCAAAGUUUCUAGUAAAGAUGCUGGUAGUGUUGGUGCUAUCUCGGCCAAUCAAAACAAAUUUCCCCAAGAUUCAAUAAUUUCAAACAAAGACAGCCAAGAAGGAGAAAUAAUAAAUAUAAUGCAAGAUGAAGAGCAAAACAAUUCUGGUCCGGAAGUAUCAGCAGCAGACACUCCAGUGCCUCAAUACUCAGUGGAAACUUUAGUGAUGGCAGUAGUUGCAGGAGCACUAGCGGCACUAUUUGUUGGUUUUGUAGCUGGCUAUUUGUGUGGUCGUAAAUGUCGAAAAGAUGAAGACGACAAUUUACCCUAUCCCGAUACAGAAUACGAAUACUUUGAACAGCGGCAGAAUGUUAAUAGGUUAGCACCUGAACCCAAGUUACUACCUCAAGAGGAAGUGACGUAUGCUGAGCCGGUGUUGAUGCCUCAGCCACCAAAAUUACACUCGCCAAAAGGCACAAUGAGAAAACCACCGCCCACACCAGCGGAAACAUUAUUUCAAUUUCCAGAUGCCUACGGGUUUCGUGGUCCCAGAGACAAUUUUGGCACCUUAAGGUCUCACCAAGGUGAUGCGUAUAGGCGUAAUGAUGGUUUCGCUACUACGCGUAGUGUGAAAAAAGUUUAUCUCUGAGAAACGAGUGAGGAGGGAGGUGGCCGUCACAGAAGUCUAGGACGGCCAGGAAGAAAUCGUCACAAUGCAACAACAGGAAGAAAUCGCGGCGUGACGUCAGGAGGACAAUCGAGUCGUGAGUUGGCAGGUGCAAGAACACUUGAGUCGCCCUCGCCACCAUCAAGUGUCUCGUCGAGUUCUCCAUCGCCUCCCUCCUCGACACCAUCACCUCCACCAGCUUUACUCCCAAUGUCGAUUAACGACGGAUCACCGCCACCACCAACACCACCAUGCAGUUUCAUUUACCGGUCAUAGUCUUCGCGAAACGGUACUACAACGUACGAUAUACUCGAAAUGUACAGCCGUCACUCGGCAUUUUUUUCAAGUUCACGAGUUAUGUGCUUUUAAUUAUUUUUUUCCUAUUACAACAUAACUCGUGUGCUAUUGAAAAAACAUGUUUGAAUUUCAAUAUUUUAUAAAUCAUAUAGACGUAAUAUCAUCCAUGUUUGAGAUGGCGGCUAUUGCACUUGACAGGGGAAACCAGUUUUUAUCGAAAUGCCUGGCUGAUGUUUCAUGUUACUCGGUCAACUGUGCGGCAAAUAACAUUUUUAUAUUUCUUUUGUUGUUUUUUUUUAUUAUUGCUAUUAAUUGACACAUCAACUUUUAAACUAAAAAUACUCAAUUGAUGCAGGAAGUGUUAACAUUUUAAUGAUCGAGCAUUAUUUCGAGUAUCGAAAUGUUCUACCUGACUUAAAUUGAUGGUUAACUACUAAUCAGCUCCACAAUGGUACAUCGAAAGCAUGUACGAAUAAUUAUCCCAGUGUGUUCGCGGGUUGUGUCGUACUCGACAGCAUUCCGAGAAGUCCUUUUCAAAAACUCAAAUGUUUUUUUGCUUGAUGAAAAUCAUAGUUUGUAAGAUAUUUAAAUUUGUGCUAAUGAAAUUUAAUCGAAUAUGUAGCAUAAUAUUUACGAUUUAUUCUAGUUAAAUGUUAGUGAUCUCCACUUUUUAUUAUUAUUUUUAUUUUAUUUUUUUAUAAGCAUGUUAAAUAAUGCAAUAAUCAAUUUAUACACUUAAAAACUUGAAUAAACUUUGUCCGCAGGCGAAAGUCAAUAAGUCAAUUAAUGAUUAAUGUUUUGAGCAAAUAUACAUUAUUAUUUUUAACUGUUUUCUAUUCAUGACAAUGUAAUUGUCAAUGUGAAUUUAAGUUACUAGUCGCUUAUUUUCUCGAAAUUUACUGUUAUAUCAGUCAAAAGCAGUAACGAAAAAAUUCAAGAAAAAUUAAAUCUCCAUAAAUAUAUCCUUGUCAUACAUACCAAAUAUAGAGAGUAAAAGCCUGAUUUAUACAUAUUACUAUAUGUAUAAAGAAACUCAAUUUACUGUAUGAUAGCUAACAUAUACGUACAUUUAAUUACAUUACUCUUCAUCAUCUUAAAACUCUGAAAAUGAUUGGAAUUAGUCUUUAAAUGAAUCUCAACUUUUUUUUAUAUUAAAUCUUAUCUCCAAGAGACUUUGGAUAUUAUAUAUUCAAAAAAUGUUAGAUUAUUUGUUAAUGAUUGCAUUUCUCAGAAAAUUUAUUAAAUUAUCUAAAUUGAUGUAAAGCUUUUUUUACUAUACAAACUCAAUAUUUUUUUAAUUUUCUUACCAGAAAGAAAAAUAAAAGUUUAAAAACAUUGAAAAAGAAUUGUUCAUAAAAUGUGAUUAUAGGAUUCUAAAACCCAUAUGCUACUUUUUAAUUUACUUUUCAAUUUUUAUGUGAUUUUUUUCACCAAAUUAUUUUUUGUCAAAGAAACAACUAUACAUUUAACUAUGAACAUUUGUAACUUAACUGAAUAGUUAUUCAACAAUUGUAAAGAUACUAUGAAAGACUAAAAGCACAUACCGUACUAUAUUUUAAUGUUCUUUUAAAAUGAAAAUUUUAGUUUAUUGUUGAAAUGUGAUAAUUUAAAAAUAUUUUAUUUUGUUAUUUAAUUUUAAACUUAGACUAUCAAAAUUAUAAUUUAUUUCCAAAUGACAUUAUGUAAUUUUUUGUAAUCAUUACAAACUGAUCACCAAUUUUAAAUAUUCGUGAUUUCUUCAAUUUCGAAAAAAUAAAUAAAUGUAUUGAUGUUUUAGCUAUUACAUGUAUGAAACAAAUCAAUAUCAGACUGACUUAAAUCCAAUCAUUGAUGGACGAAAAAAGAACCGAAAUAAGUUGAUGAAAAGUACCGCGGUAAAAAACAAAUUUUUACCAUCUUGUUAUGUUAUGUUACGCAUGAAAUUGUGGAGAUCGCGACGUUAUUUAAAAAAUAAGUUACGAUUGUCAUUGAUAACAAUCGUAAAUAUACCAGUGUUAAUAUUGGAAGAUAGCUGCCGUUAAUUAACUUAGUGCACAUCUCAACUUGUUAAAAUUGCCGGUUUAGUUUAAGUUUGUUUGUACAAUUCAGGAAUACGCGCCUUGAUACUCGCAAAUAUACGUAAUGAUUGAAGAGAAAACCAAAAAUUUUUUUAAAAAAUUAAAAAAAAAUGAAAAAAAAAAAAUU
Messenger RNA from Chelonus insularis, 6058 nucleotides. It is a transcript of the gene Sema1a, whose product is annotated as semaphorin 1a. Gene Ontology annotation, biological process: axon guidance; negative regulation of axon extension involved in axon guidance; neural crest cell migration. Lineage: Eukaryota; Metazoa; Arthropoda; Insecta; Hymenoptera; Braconidae. Gene Ontology annotation, molecular function: chemorepellent activity; semaphorin receptor binding. The transcript is spliced from 10 exons. The record is from RefSeq and is a predicted model, not a curated record. The coding region runs from base 1262 to 3559 and encodes 765 amino acids.